CGACAUUGUUGCUCGUCCCAGAAAUCAGUGCGCACACACCUUCUCCCGGUGAACGCCUCGCCCCGCCGCUGUCCGCCGGCUGAUUGGCUGCGGAGGAGCCUCACUGCAAACUGCCCUCAGAGGGACAGGCUUAAAGCGGGAGGAGAGAGCUCAGCACAGCGAGAGGCUUCCCAGAGCACAACAGCAUGUCUCUGUACCGAAACUCCGCCUGGUUCGUGAAGGGACUGACCGAAUUCACCAGGUCAGCCUUCCUGACAGCAUCCAAGAGGUUUGUGGAGAAGGACCUGGAGGUGUCCAUGGCUGGACGUGCGUUCAUGAUCACAGGAGCCAACAGUGGCAUUGGGAAAGCCACUGCCAUGGCGAUCGCAAAGAAAGGGGGAACGAUCCACAUGGUGUGCAGGAACAAGGACAAGGCGGAGGAGGCAAGGGCUGAUAUCGUCAAGGAGACAGGAAACAAAGAGGUUUACGUCCACAUCCUGGACCUCUCUGAGACCAAGAAGGUCUGGGAGUUCGCCGAGGGCUUCAAGAGGAAGUUCAAGGCCCUCAAUGUUCUGAUCAAUAACGCCGGCGCCAUCAUGAGUCAGAGGGAUGUGAACACUGAGGGGCUCGAAAAGAGCUUCGCCACCAAUGUCCUAGGUGUUUACAUCCUCACUAAGAGUCUCAUCCCGCUGCUGGAGAAGAGCGCAGAUCCCCGAGUGAUCACGGUGUCAUCAGGGGGGAUGCUGGUGCAGAAGCUGCGGACAGGAAAUCUGCAGUCUGAGAGAGGCCGCUUCGACGGCACCAUGGUCUACGCCCAGCACAAAAGGCAGCAGGUGGUGAUGGCAGAGCAGCUGGCCAAGACUCACACUAACAUCCACUUCUCCGUCAUGCAUCCCGGCUGGGUGGACACUCCAGCGGUGGCCAACGCCAUGCCAGACUUCCAUCGCUCUAUGAAGGACAGUCUGCGUACCCCGGAUCAGGGCGCUGACACGGUGGUCUGGCUUGCUGUCUCGGAGGCUGCAACCAAAAACCCCAGUGGACACUUCUACCAGGACAGAAAGAUAGCGUCUGCCCACCUGCCACUGGCCUGGACCCGCAACUCCCCGCUGGAGGAGCAGAAGUUAAUGUCUCUCCUGGAGGACCUCGCCAAGACGUUCCAGCCACACUGAGGCCGCAAGACGUUUCUUCUUCUCUGUUUUUUUAACAGUUCACCAACAACACUAACAGCAACAACAAAGUACUCACCGAGGCUGGGCUUGAUGUCUCAUCCCGAUGUCGAUGACGAAAGCGAUCCGGGUCCGUUUAUCCAAAGCGUUUUAAAAAAACGGGACAAACGUCAGGACACACUGCGUUUCAAGCCUCACAUGACCUGAUCAAACUUUACCUGUAAUGUUUAAAACUAUUUAUACUAAAACAGAUUCUCUGUGAGCUUAGCCUGACUGAACACUAAACAACAACAUGUUAUCAAGUGUUUGAUGGCGAUGCUGCCUUUAAACGUUAGCGUGCUAACAGAGAGAGCACCUUUAAAAACACGCGGCGUGUUACUGUGACUUUAAGGAAGUUGUCAAUCAGAUGGGAAUCUGAUGUGACCGAAGUCACCGACGCACAUCGCAGUAUUAAUUAUUCACGUCGCCAUUUGUGGGUUCAGUCUCGAUGGCUUACAGAUGUGAGUUAAAAAAAAAAAAAAAGCGACAGAGGAGAACUUUGAUUUGUCGAGCACUUUUUUUGGAAGGAAGGUCAGAUUGGUUUUAAUUUAAUGCACAUUCUCGCUUUCUACAUUGCUGCUUUUAUGACCUUGUUACAUAAAUACUAAUCACAUCAGGGGGACCGCUACAUCCUGGAGGACGGAGUGGAGGGAGAAUCCGUUGAGCACAGAUUAAGAUCUAGAAAUCUUUUUUGAACACAUCAGGGAUGGGCCACGUUAAUACCAAGGUUGAAAUACGCACAGUAGAUUUUUGUCUCCGCCUUGAGAGAGUCGAGGGCUGUAAGUGGUCCCCCGGCCGCAACUUUCCCCCCUUCUGCGAUGUAGAGUUAAAUCCACGUUGUCUGCAUGUGACUGUUCUCUGUCCGUUAGCGUAGCUUUCAUACGUUAGCAUUCUGCUUCUGGUGUCUGUGAGGAACCCGGCGGCUUGAUUCAUCGUCCACUUUGUUUGCAUGUUCCUCAUCGUCCGUGUUCAGUCAGACUCCAUCACCUACACCCUUCAAAUCAGUCGGUUAAUGAAUCAAUUUGAUAACCAUGAAGGCUCAUCAGACAUCAGGUGGGUCUGUGUAGAAUAACUGAUCGUAACCUUUGGUUGAAAUAACUGUCAGUCCUAACGCCGUCACAUUGGAGGUUCAAACGCUCAUCAGCUGUCCUCUGUGUUUUCAGUAUCGUGUCUCACAAACGUUCUGAUGACAGCAUGCCUUGUUCUUCUUGUUCGCCUGCUAAAUAUAACGUGACCACGAUAUUCCUGAGCGAGUGACGAGUGAAACGUGGGACACGUCACAGUCAUGGCGACGCUCUCCUCCUGCUGCAGAUUGAAGUGCUCUCUGUGUUAGCCGUUAGCUUCAUUAGCUUCAGCAGCGUAACUACUUCUUCAUGACUCAGUAAAAUCGGUUUGAAAAGCUCCUCUCUGACUUUGACUCGUCUUUCUUGUAAAAUGUCAGUUUGAAUAAAGAUAAAAUCACUU
Labrus mixtus (cuckoo wrasse) is the source of this 2648-nucleotide messenger RNA. RefSeq names its product dehydrogenase/reductase 12-like a (gene dhrs12la). The record is from RefSeq and is a predicted model, not a curated record. NCBI's taxonomy places the organism in Eukaryota, Metazoa, Chordata, Actinopteri, Labriformes, Labridae. The coding region runs from base 186 to 1148 and encodes 320 amino acids. The transcript is spliced from 11 exons.